AUGGCCUAUUACGCCUUAAGCAAAACAAUAAUACAUACUUUUUUACACUAUGUGGAAUGUGUGUACAUUGUACAGUUGUGGUGUCUGUACAUUUUUUAUCUGAGUUUUCCCUUCAGACAUUCAAUUUUUAACUUCACCGAUUAUUAUAUUUUGUGUUGCAGUGUGUUUGAUUUACUGAACAUCCAUCUCUUCCAUGAUGCUUCAAACUUAGUCUCCAUUGAGUUAACUCCAUCUGUGUACAGUAAAAAUCGCAAGAGAGCUCUUGACCAUGUUUUAGACAGAUUACAUGAGAGUUCUAUUCCUUUGGUUCCUUACAUGCUAUUUGGUGACUUCAACUUUAGACUUGACAAUAAGAGAGUAGUGGAGUCUCUCUGUGCUGGGUUACCACAACAGCAUAUCAGAAAGGAUGGUGAGAGCACUCCUUCAAAGAUCAUAUUCAGAGAUAGAAAGAAGGCUGACAAGAUUUUCCUUACACUGGAACCUCGCAUUUUCAAGUUUCAUGACCAAAGUAUCUUCAGAAACCACAAUGGAAAGAAGUUUUCAAAGUACAACAGAGAGUUUGAUUCUUUCAUGGACAGAUUGUUUGAGUUCGAUAUUUCAUUUUGUCCAAGCUAUCCUUUCAGUGAAAAUAUCAAGGAAACAACAGUUUAUGGAGACUCAAGGUGCCCAUCAUGGUGCGACAGAAUCUUUUUGAGUCAUUCUAGCAGAGCAAUAAUAGACCAGAAGAAAGGACCUGCGGUGACUUACGACAUGAUUGGUAAACAAGCCUGUAUGGGAGACCACAAGCCUAUAUUUUUGUAUUUUAACAUGGAUUCAUCUCAAGAUCCUUUUUCUCAAGCUCGACUCAUAAAAAACAGUGGACCCCUUGAAGUUGUCGAGUAUCUAACAAGUGUUUGAGAGUAGAAUCUUUUAACUGUUUCAGUGGUGACUUCUACAGACAACUUCUAUAGACAAGCUACCGUUUACGGUACAAACUGGGAGACUGUGAUAAUACAUGAGGGUGAUUAGUGUCUAUAUUCUGUGUCGGUUUGACGAGACAUAAGGUGGUGAUCUAUUUAACCGGUAUCCGGGCUGAAAGGUUAACAGUGCUGUGGCAGCGAAGAAUCCACAGUCUCCGAUAUUGUUACAAUAAUAAUUUAUACUUAUAUGUACGUUAGGUUAACAGAGUAGUAGUGUACAAAAUAAUUGUUGAAUCAUUCUAAAGUACGUAAGUUCCAGAUGAAAAUUAAUUAUAAGCAAUGGGUUACUCAUACGAACAAACAACGUAAAAGUUGAUUUAAUGUACUGUAUGUCCAAAUAUUGUUUCUAGAAACUUGUUUAAGCGUAAAGGGGGCUUUGUUUCGUCGUCUUAUUAGGUCAUUUCUAGGUUGUCUUUUCUUUUUUUUCAACAUGGGGCAUGCUGACAAACGUUUCAAUCUAAAAAAAAUCUUGUUUUUCGGAUUUAUUUUCAUGCAUAUGAAAGCAGUUUUUUCAAACGUUGUGCUUUAUAGAACAUUUAGCAAGUUGAUAAACUUCAUGUAAAAACCUCAACCAAUAGUUUCGCGAAACACCAUGUAAGAGGCAGCUCAACGAUUCAGAUACCAUAGGUGUCGCUGUUGUUUGGAUAAUGAUUGACCCAUUAAGUUUGAUGUCACGUCUGUCAAAAGUGAGGUGAGCUUAGUGAUGUUAAGCUCGUGGUAAUACAAGUAAUAUAAACAAGAUGAUUUUUUAGACUCGGUUCAUGCGAGCUCAAAGAUAUUUAAUAGUGAGGUGUAUAGUUAUUUUAAUUAACCUAUAAACAAAAUUAUAUAUGUAUAUGACAUUACACUGAUUAGGUUAUAAUUGAAUCGGGAAUUGGAUUAAAUAAUGAUUUGUUAUGAGGCUUUAGUCCGGUCAAUCGGAUUCCAAAGAUUAAAAACUAUAUAUAUUGGCUUUUUUGUAUUCUUUAUAUUUACGAUGUACAAUCUGGUAAUUUUAACAUCCUGUAGUUUUCAGAUUAUCAAGAGCCUCGUUUUAGCAUUUAUUGAGGCUGUUUUUCAGUUAAUUUUUUUCUUGGACCUAUAACCGGUGUACGACCGGGAACAGGCUAGGCUAGGCUUGGGAGCGUAUGUGUAACGCGUACAAUACGCUUGACUUCAAGAGUAGGUUUUAGGUUGCCAAGUUGAUUGUGAAGUUUCGGAGUUGAUUUACUUUAAGGAUCUGGGCUUAAACAUUAAAAAGUUCAUUUGUAA
This is a messenger RNA of Orbicella faveolata, 2210 nucleotides long. RefSeq names its product inositol polyphosphate-5-phosphatase A-like. Lineage: Eukaryota; Metazoa; Cnidaria; Anthozoa; Scleractinia; Merulinidae. Gene Ontology annotation, molecular function: inositol-polyphosphate 5-phosphatase activity. The record is from RefSeq and is a predicted model, not a curated record. Gene Ontology annotation, biological process: phosphatidylinositol dephosphorylation.